CCCUGAUGACGUCAGAUUAACCGGGUCCUGCGCAGUUCAGCGCGGAUUUUAAAAAUAAGAAUCUCCCGUAAACCUUAUCCACCUACCUUUGGAGUCAAAGUUAAGUAUUUGGGACCGCAACGUUAGAUAAAUUAGUAUAUUUAUGCGUAUUUAAUUAAUUACUUUAUAUAUGUGUAUAGUUUAGUGUUUGAGGAAAACAGUGACGCCAUCAGACAGCACCGCGUUGUUUGUAACGUUAGCAAGCGCUAACUGAAACAUCUCUUGUCUAGUAGCGUCUUUUAAAAAAAACAAGCUAAUUAAGUAUUUAAUGAUUGUACAAAGAUUAACUGACAUAUAUACUGCAGCAAUUAGGUUUUAUUAAUUUUAGCCGUUUGUGAAUAAUUACUGUGAGUGAUCAGAGCGCAAUGAUAGCUAACAAGCUAACGAGAUAGUUUGAUGACACCAACACAAGCUAAUAGUCUCUCAUUGAAUUAGCUGUCAAUAAUGGAGGAUAACUCGUCUUGUUCUUCGCUGGCAAGUGGUCGUUCUCAAGUGUCCUUCCUAAUGAGAACAUUGGAGCGACUGUCAUCCACACAAUGCCUGAAACUCAGAACUGACGAGACGGUUCCCGUCGCUGUCAUCGCGAUUCAGAGAUACUUGUCCGAGCAGGCUGAGGGGCAGCAGCUUCAGGUCGACAGUUAUAGCUACGACGUGACGAUCACAGACGGAGUCUGGCGAGCAAAGUGCUUUCUUCACCCCGGUUUAAACUACCUGGUGCACAAAAACACCCUCAAGACUGGGAGUGACAUAAGCGUCACACAGUGCUCUUUUGUUUACAAUGAGAGGAGAUUGGGACAUGGUUACAUUUGUAUUGAAAAGCUUGGAUGCAGGGAUGAAAGGUCCGAUGUUCUCCCCCGUAUUAACAAUGUCAAUUCACUGCCCAUAUUGGUAAAGCAUGGCAUGGAGAGGAGUGUAGUGCUGCAAAGUGAUGUUCCCCUUCAGAUCAGCCGCAAACAUUACCUCUCUCUUUGGAACAACGACGACCCUGAAGGAGACAUGUGGAUCUCGACGGCACCCCCGUCUGAUACAGUACUGGAUGUGUCCAAGGUUAUUCUUCUUUGUAGCCUGGAGUCCUCCUUGAGAAUCUCAUGGAAACCUCUUCCUCUCCUGGUGAAGAUAAUACACAAAUCCAGAUUAAGGUAUUAUGGAAAGUUUGGACUCAAGAUUGACUACCCCUACCAGACCUACUUUGAAGUUGCUGACCAGAGUGGUACGAUGUCACUAGUGCUUUGGAACGAACUUUGUCCCGAGUUUUACAAGAGAUUGAAUGUUGGCACAGUGUUGUACCUCCAAAAUUACACCUUGAAGCAGAGUUAUUCAAACCGAUCACGUCCUCAAAUGGACCAUCACAGGAUGAAGAACUUUAAAUCUGUAGAAAUCUGCCUGAAUCCUCGUAACCCAGCUUCGAUCAUCACUGUGGUCUCACCAAAGGGAGUUCUGCCUCAGUGGGGACUGCCUGAGGUUUCCUAUCAGUUCACCACCAGGUCAGAGUUGGAGAAUCUAGCCAACAAUUCUGCAUGUGAUGUUAUUGGGUUGGUAACAUUCGUUGGCCGUGUUGAAAGGGUCAAGAGCAAAGGAAAUAUGGGUCCAGAAAAAUACUGGACGUAUCGCUGGGUCCACGCGGUGGAUGGAACAUCUGACCACCCUUUCAUCUUGGAGCUUUUUUCUUCGUCUCAAACCGAAAUCUUCAAUCAUAUUUGUCCAAUGACUUAUCUGGUAUGCACUCAGAUGAGAGUUUGUCAGGUGGAAGGUGCCUUGCCAUAUCUAACAAGUAGCUGUGAGACCGAGAUGUUUAUUACAGGCUACCACAAAGGUCAGCCAUAUGUGAGUGACACAAGAGUGAAAAGCUUCAUCCAGUGGACCAAGACUCUGAAGGACAACAUUGUCCUGCAGAAGACUGCUGUUGGUGGACAUUAUUGUUACCCUCGUCCCCCACAGAAGUUUACUCAGUCCACUGCAGAUACAUCAGGUCAGGGAAGGAAACUGAAUGGUCAAGUUCCUCUGGUUGCUGCCGCUGACCUGAAGAGGGAGUUAGAGACCCUGCAAUAUAGAGAGCAUAAAAAACUUGCAAUUCAGGGUCAGAUCACUGCAGUGCGGUACAUGAAAAACCUGAAGACCUCACAGUCUGAAGGAACAGAAGAAAAAGAGUGUGAACAAGCUGCACCAGAUCCCUCCACAGCAGAGCAGACGGUGGUGGGCACUUUAGCAUCUUCCUCCUCAGAGUGUAGCUUAGCUAGCAGAGGGAAAAGAAGAAUUCAAAUGAGUAAAGCUGCUCAGUCCUCUCCAAAUGGGGACCGCACUCCAUCUAAAAGGAGGUUUAUGCACAAAAAUACAGAGAAAAGAAGGGAACAAAGGGAAGAGGAGGAGACUGAUUCUACAUUAGAGGAGGUUCAGUGUGAGGAAAGUGGGCAUCUGCAAAGUUUAAGUCAAGACUCUAAUGCUUUAUCCUGGGACAGCAGCAGCUGGUCAAAGCAAAAGCAAGAGGUCGCUGAACAUUUAGAUCAGGGUGGUCUUCACCAGGACAGCAUCUCCCGCAGGUUUACGUUUGAUGAGAAGAAUGACCUCCUGCAGUGGGGUAACCUUCAGCCAACACGGUGGACAUCAGAGCCGACAGCUGACACCAUCCCAUCUGCGAUUUGUCUAGGAUACUACCAACUAACAAUACUAGGCAUUAACAAGCAGAUAGCUGUGGAUGCUGCCUUUUUUCCCGUUGUGCACUCUGAUGACCCCCGGGCUGUUGGGCUUCCUCAGGAUCCACAUGACAACACAAUGCUGUCCAGCCUUUCGUCAGGUUUCCUCUGGCCUGUCAGUGGUGCAGCCAACCACACAAAUUCAACUCUUCUUGAGCCCGAGGGGAUGCUGCUGACUGCCAGUGAGCUGGAGGACACGCAUGUCGUGUGCAUCCUGGACCUUUGCCAUUUGGGUGGAGACAAAGUGGAAAUCCUUAUCAACAAGGUGUACAGAGUGACAGAGGUUUCACUCGACUAGAAGCUACACAGAAGCAAGAAAGGCUCCUGUAAUUACAAGCAUUAAUUGUGUAAUUAAUUUAGAAUAAACUGCAAAAAAUAUUAUUUGUUAGAUAAGUACAGUAUGUCAUGAUUUAUACUUUUCAUUAUUAAAAUACUAAAAUCUAUAAAAUU
This is a messenger RNA of Melanotaenia boesemani (Boeseman's rainbowfish), 3179 nucleotides long. RefSeq names its product RPA1 related single stranded DNA binding protein (gene radx). The transcript is spliced from 15 exons. Gene Ontology annotation, molecular function: single-stranded DNA binding. Gene Ontology annotation, biological process: regulation of DNA repair. Gene Ontology annotation, cellular component: replication fork. The record is from RefSeq and is a predicted model, not a curated record. NCBI's taxonomy places the organism in Eukaryota, Metazoa, Chordata, Actinopteri, Atheriniformes, Melanotaeniidae. Bases 484 to 3027 code for a protein of 847 amino acids.